AUGGCGGCAGCUGGAGAUCGCAUAAAGAUGGAGUGUGAUAAGUGCGGGUACAAGAGUGUGCCGCAAUGGCUCAAUGACAAAGCCCACUGCUUGAAAUGUCAAGCAGUGCUGCGCACCAGAGGCUCCUGCCACGAGGCCAAGCGGGAGGUGUUUGGAGCCGAGGCUAACGGCGAGAACAGGCGAGAGCCAGGAGAAGCGAGCACGUUCAAGCAUGGCCCGUCUAGCGCCAUGGAGUCCAGCUCUGGCGCAUGUUCUAAGUCACCAAACGGAGUCCAUCAUUGGAAGUACGGCAAAUGCAAUUACUGCCAAGCAGCUGAAGGAAAAUUGGCCAAGGGGCCAGGUGUCAUGGCCAACCCCGGUGGCGGAGCUGAGUGCGACAGAGGUGGAAAGUGUAUGUUCAAGUUUGCCAAGUGCACGAAGUGUGGCCGGCCCGAGCUCGGUGGCAAGGAUGUGAGAAGGCCAAGUCAUGAAGCUGCGGUGGUCAAGGAAAUAUCUUCUGAGGCCAAGGCUUCUCCGAAAGUCUCUCCAAAAGCCUCUCCACAAAACAGUCCGAGGCCCCAAAGCCCUCUUCUUGGUGCUGCCGGUGCCACUCUCCUCAAGUCUGGCAGCAAGGAAGAAGUGGAGCGAAAAGUUUCAAAGGAGUCACAGGUAGGGCGAGAACGAGAUGAGCGUACGCGAGUGGAGUGCCAUGUUUGUGGAUACAAGUCCGUUCCGCAAUGGUUGAACGACAAAGCCCACUGCCUGAAAUGCGAUGCCGUGCUCAAGACCCAGUCUACCAUCCACGGUGGAGCCGCCGUGCCAGAGAACAUGCAAAAGGACUUGGGUGCCAGCCGUGCUCCUGGGGAAGCGAGCACUUACAAGCAAUCGCCGAGCAGCGCCAUGGAGUCUUCCUCUGGAAGCUGUUCAAAGUCUCCGGACGGUGUGCAUCACUGGAAGUAUGGAAAGUGCAAUUUCUGCCAAGCUGCCGAAGGCAAGCUCAUCAAGGGCUCUGGCGCUCUGGCCAACCCGGGCGGAACCAGCACUUGCAGCAAAGAUGGUGGAAAGUGCAUGUUCAAGUUCUCCAAGUGCACGAAAUGCGGAAGAAAGGAGUUCUAA
Molecule: messenger RNA, 1095 nt
Organism: Symbiodinium pilosum
Lineage: Eukaryota; Dinophyceae; Suessiales; Symbiodiniaceae
Source: the annotation of a GenBank genome assembly